AUGCUUGUUGCUUGUAUCUUCUUCUUUUUUUCCCUGCUGUCUCAAUAUGUUGUACAAUAUACAUCACACAAAGAAUAUGAUAUAAUUGUCUUAGCAGAAAAUUUCGAUGAACGAUUCAUUAAAGUAAUUUAUCAAAUUAUUCAAGGUUAUUUUAAUAAAUUAAAACAAUUUAGUUUUUCUUCAUGCUUAUAUUUACCACCAUUAUCACCAAAUCAAGAUGAUAGUGGUUUAACUCCUGUUUAUUAUCGCAUUGUACCUCGUGGUCAAGUAUCUAGUCUAUUAUCGGAAGUGUCAAGUCUUGAUUUACUUUCCAUAUAUAAUGUGAAUAAAUUUCCAGCAGAUCUAUUUUCAGAAAUAAUAACUUGGUUUGAGAAAAUGUGA
Rotaria sp. Silwood2 is the source of this 381-nucleotide messenger RNA. Lineage: Eukaryota; Metazoa; Rotifera; Eurotatoria; Philodinida; Philodinidae. The record is from the annotation of a GenBank genome assembly.